Thelazia callipaeda (thelaziosis nematode) is the source of this 231-nucleotide messenger RNA. Lineage: Eukaryota; Metazoa; Nematoda; Chromadorea; Rhabditida; Thelaziidae. The record is from the annotation of a GenBank genome assembly.
AUGACUGAUGAAGAAUAUGUGCCUGGAACUUUAUCGGGGCGGCCGAUUUACUGGUGUCCAAGUGGCAAUGGUUAUCCAGCAUAUUGUCCACGACCAACGGAUAGUGAUGAGUAUACGUAUUGCUGCGUGUAUGGAUACGGAAUUGAUAUGCCAACGUGUUGCCGAUUUCCAUUUCAUACUGGCCUUUUGUAUACGAUGAUUUUUAGCUUAAUUAUUAUUAUUGCAGGUUAA